Messenger RNA from Alternaria rosae, 1292 nucleotides. Its product is annotated as exoribonuclease. Gene Ontology annotation, biological process: nuclear polyadenylation-dependent mRNA catabolic process; nuclear polyadenylation-dependent rRNA catabolic process; TRAMP-dependent tRNA surveillance pathway. Bases 45 to 920 code for a protein of 291 amino acids. Gene Ontology annotation, cellular component: cytoplasmic exosome (RNase complex); nuclear exosome (RNase complex). The transcript is spliced from 3 exons. Lineage: Eukaryota; Fungi; Ascomycota; Dothideomycetes; Pleosporales; Pleosporaceae. The record is from RefSeq and is a predicted model, not a curated record.
CUACCAUUCCACCAAGACAACCUCACACAUUUAAGACGGUCAAGAUGCCUCGAGAAGCUGAGAUAUCGCUCAAUGAGCGCGAGUUUAUCAAGCAAGCGCUGCAGGAACAGAUACGGAUCGACCGACGCGCAUUCGACGCCUUCCGCCCACUCGAGCUCACCUUUGGAGAAGAGUAUGGCGUCGCAGACGUCCAAUUAGGCAAGACAAGAGUCAUUGCGCGCAUAUCAGUAGACGUGACGACACCAUUACCCGAGCGCAAGUUCGACGGUAUUUUCCAAAUAGUCACGGAAUUCUCUCCAAUGGCUUCUCCAGCCUUUGAAGUUGGUCGUCCCACGGACGCUGAAGUCAUUCUCUCGCGCAUCCUCGAGAAAGCCAUCCGUCGCUCCAACGCUCUCGACACUGAAUCGCUUUGCAUCAUCGCUGGCUUGAAGUGCUUCGCUCUCCGCGCCGACGUACACAUCAUCGACCAUGACGGCGGACUGAUCGAUGCAUCAUGCAUAGCCGUUAUGGCUGCGCUACAACACUUCCGAAGACCAGACGUACAGGUAGAAGGCGAGAAGGCGACCAUCCUCAGCGUACGCGAGCGCGAACCAAUACCGUUGUCGAUCCUACACCAGCCGCUCUGUGUUACCUUCUCAUACUUUGAGGGAGAGAUAUUUUUGGUGGACGCAAACUUGGCUGAAGAGCAAGUGAGGCAGGGAGAAGUGAUUCUCACAAUGAACAAACACGGCGAGUUAUGUCAGAUUGCCAAGUACGGAGGAGCAACAAUAAACCCGCUGGCUCUGCUGAAUUGCACGAACGUUGCUUUGCAGAAGGUCAAGGAGAUGAACGCAUUCAUCCAGAAGAGGCUUGACGAAGACGCCAAAGAGAGGGAUGCUGGGGGGCUGAUGGCAGAGCUGAGCGCUGAGAAUGCCAGGUGAGACCUCGCACGAAGCAAAAUUACCUUAUGAAAGACUACAAGUCUGGCCGACCAGUCUGCGAUGCUUCCAAAUACUCGCAUAUCGGGCGCCGCUCAAGUUCGUCCGAGCAUUCCAUCCAUUAGGAAAGUUUCUAGAACAGGACGCACCGUGAGCCCACAGAUGUGGGUCGGUGGCCGGCGGCCCCUGGGAACACUACCGGGAACACCGAAGACCAAAUCGCAAGAUGCGAAUUUACAAGUAGCAUGCAAAUGUUGCUACGGAUAGAGAGUUCAUGUUAGAACAAUGACAUAUGUACAGCCAUGGAAACCAGGUCGUCCUUAACUAUAGAUAUUUCAUUCUAUCUCGACCUGCAAUCGCGAAAUAUGCUCCCAU